This is a messenger RNA of Balaenoptera musculus (blue whale), 1769 nucleotides long. Its product is annotated as inhibitor of carbonic anhydrase-like. The transcript has 14 exons. The record is from RefSeq and is a predicted model, not a curated record. The coding region runs from base 147 to 1769 and encodes 540 amino acids. Gene Ontology annotation, biological process: antibacterial humoral response; iron ion transport. Gene Ontology annotation, cellular component: early endosome; recycling endosome; plasma membrane. Lineage: Eukaryota; Metazoa; Chordata; Mammalia; Artiodactyla; Balaenopteridae.
GCUGCGGAGUGUCUCAAGAUGGCAAAGAGCGGCAGUGUGUGAACACACCUGUGGAACGGCUGUGUCUGGCUGUCCCUGAAAAAACUGUGAGAUGGUGCACUGUCUCAAACCAUGAGGCCAAUAAGUGCUACAGCUUCCAUGACAACAUGAAUAAUGUCCUUUCAGUGGAUGGUCCUCAUGUCACCUGUGUGAAGAGAACCUCUUACCUUGAGUGCAUCAAGGCCAUUGUGGCAAACAAAGCAGAUGCUGUGACCAUUGAUGGAGGUUUGGUGUUUGAGGCAGGCCUGGCCCCCUACAACCUGAAGCCCGUCGUGGCAGAAUUCUACGGGUCAAAAGAUGAUCCACAAACUCACCAUUAUGUCGUAGCCGUGGUGAAGAAGGGCAGCGAUUUCCAGCUGAACCAGCUCCAAGACAAGAAGUCCUGCCACACAGGCCUGGGAUGGUCUGCUGGGUGGAACAUCCCCAUCGGGAUACUUCUUCCCUCUGACUCGGUUGAAAAAGCAGCGGCUGAGUUCUUCGCGGGCAGCUGCGUCCCCUGUGCGGAUCAGACAGCUUUCCCCAAACUGUGCCAACUGUGUGCGGGGAAGGGGACCGACAAGUGUGCCUGCAACUCCCACGAACCGUACUUCGGCUACUCGGGGGCCUUCAAGUGUCUGCAGGACGGUGUGGGGGACGUGAGCUUCGUGAGGCACAUGACGGUGUUUGAGAACCUGGCUGACAAGGCUGACAGGGACGAGUAUGAGCUGCUCUGCAGGGACAACACCCGGGGGUCUGUGGACAAGUACGAAAGGUGCCACCUGGCCCGGGUCCCUUCCCACACCGUCGUGGCCCGAAGCAUGGGCGGCAAGGAGGACUUGAUCUGGGAGCUUCUCAACCUGGCCCAGGAGAAUUUUGGAAAAGACAAGUCAGCAGAAUUCCAGCUCUUUGGCUCUCCUCAUGGAAAGGACCUGCUGUUUACGGACGCCGCCCUUGGGUUUUUAAGAGUCCCACCUAAGAUGGACGCCAAGCUAUACCUGGGAUACGAGUAUUUUUCUGCCAUCCAGCAUCUAAUCAGUGACCUAGGGGCAGAAGACCCCCAGAGGGUGAUAUGGUGUGCAGUGGGCCAGCACGAGAAGGCCAAGUGUGACGAGUGGAGUGCCCUGAGCGGUGGCAUCUUGAAGUGCACCGCGAAGGAGACCACCGAGGGCUGCAUCGCCGCCGUCGCGAAAGGAGAGGCUGAUGCCAUGAGCUUGGAUGGAGGCUUCAUCUACACAGCGGGCAAGUGUGGUCUGGUGCCUGUCCUGGCAGAGAACUACUUGUCUCAAGAUGGCAAAGAGCAGCUUGGGUCUAAGUGUGUGAACACACCUGUGGAAGGUUAUUACGUCGUGGCAGUGGUCAAGAAGUCAGAUGCUGACCUCACCUGGAACUCUCUGCGAGGCAAGAAGUCCUGCCACACUGCAGUUGGCACUUCUGCAGGCUGGAACAUCCCGAUGGGUUUCAUAUACAACCAAACCGGGUCCUGUAAAUUUGAUGAAUUCUUCAGUCAAAACUGUGCCCCUGGGUCUGAUCCAGCGUCCAGUCUCUGUGCCCUGUGCAACGGCAGCAGCACGCCAGCCCACACGUGUGCUCCCAACAGCCACGAGGCGUACUACGGCUCGAGUGGGGCGCUCAGGCAAGUAGCCUCUGUCCACCACCUUUCACUUUGGCACCAGCCUGGUGAACUUCUUGCCCUUUCACCUUUCUCAUCAUCCCACCAUCUGGGUGCUGCAUUUAGGAGGAGCCAGAAUUAG